UCUAUCUUCCAUUCUCAUAAAAUCUCCUGUCUGUAGAACCCAAGCUUUCGUUUGUUUUUUGUACAGAUUCCUUUUCUGCGCAACCCCAACUGUUUUCUCUUUCCUCUGUUAUAAAAUCCUAUAUUCAGCUGCUUGAGUUCCUGUUUACUUUCGACUCUCCUCCCCCGGUGGGUUGUCGGUGGCAGGUUGAGUUACUGUAUAGUCCUGUAUUUUGGUUGGUGAUCACUUUCUUGUAUUAUGUUGUAUUGGUCCAUUUAAGUGUUUGAGAUCUUGGUUCUGCUGCUCGAGUUCUUCUUCUUGUGGACUCCAGUUUAAUUCUUCCAUCCAAUUCCAAAAGCCCAUAUCUGAAUUCCCAGUUUGUUCCCUUCGUCUCCAAAUCAGUUCUGUUUAGACAUUUCAGCUUAACAAAAUCGUUCACUGAAGUCGACAACUCUAACUGGAUCUGGAUUCUUCAAUCUCUGUUAACAUGCGAGAUUCAUAAUCAUCAAUGUCGAUUAUUUGCGGUCUCCCACUCCUUGAAUGUGUAUACUGCCUUGCAUGUGCUCGCUGGGCGUGGAAGCGAUGCCUGCACUCUGGUGGCCAUGACAGCGAGAACUGGGGCCUUGCAACUGCAGAAGAAUUUGAGCCCGUUCCUCGCCUCUGCCGGUUGAUUCUUGCUGGCUAUGAAGACGAUCUUCGACACCCGCUAUGGGCUCCUCCCGGUGGAUACAGAAUCAAUCCUGAUUGGGUAAUUCUGCGCAAGACUGAUGAAGAAAUCCAUGGCCGUGCCCCUUCAUACAUAAUCUACCUCGAUCAUGACAAUGCCGAUAUCGUUCUCACAAUUAGAGGCCUUAAUAUGGGGAAGGAGAGCGAUUAUGCUGUUCUACUGGAUAAUAAACUCGGGCAGAGGAAAUUCGAUGGUGGGUAUGUCCAUAAUGGGCUCUUGAAUGCAGCUGUUUGGAUUCUGGAUGCUGAGUGUGAGCUUCUUAGGGAGUUAGUAGAGAAGUACCCGAAUUAUACCUUAACUUUCACUGGACAUUCUCUGGGGUCAGGGGUAGCUGCAUUGUUAACAAUGGUGGUGGUGCAGAAUAGGGACAAACUGGGUAACAUAGACAGGAAGAGGGUUAGAUGCUAUGCAAUUGCUCCAGCUAGGUGUAUGUCACUCAAUUUGGCUGUCAGAUAUGCAGAUAUCAUAAAUUCUGUUGUGCUCCAGGAUGAUUUCUUACCAAGAACUUCCACACCCUUGGAAGACAUUUUCAAGUCACUUUUUUGUUUACCUUGCUUAUUGUGUCUAGGAUGCAUGAAAGAUACAUGCAUUCCAGAUGAGAAGAUGCUCAAGGAUCCAAGGCGGCUCUAUGCACCAGGUCGCCUUUAUCACAUUGUUGAGAGGAAGCCCUUCAGGAUGGGAAGAUUUCCUCCAGUUGUGAGGACAGCAGUCCCUGUGGAUGGGAGAUUUGAGCACAUUGUUAUCUCUUGCAAUGCCACUUCUGAUCAUGCCAUCAUUUGGAUAGAAAGGGAAGCCCAAAAGGCGCUGGAUUUAUUGUUAGAGAGAGAUCGGAUUAUAGAGAUUCCUACGAAGCAGAGGAUGGAGAGGCAGGAGACUAUUGCCAGAGAGCACAGCGAAGAGUAUAAGGCAGCACUAAAGCGGGCAGUAACAUUGGCAGUCCCACAUGCUUUCUCACCUUCACCUUACGGAACAUUUGACGAGCAGGAGAAUUCCAGCAGCACAAGUGGGGAAGCUUCUUUGGAGACAUCUGAGAAGAGCAAAAGGAAAGAAAGCUGGGAUGAUCUGAGUGAGCGUCUCUUUGACAAAGAUGAGUCUGGCCAUAUGGUGCUUAAGAAGUAAUAGGCUGAUGAUGGGUGAUAUAUUUCAAAAAAAAAAAAAAGGGAAAAUCUAAUCGAAUAUUUGUUUUUAGGAAGCAUUCAAUUUAUUUAUUUUUCC
Molecule: messenger RNA, 1921 nt
Organism: Telopea speciosissima
Lineage: Eukaryota; Viridiplantae; Streptophyta; Magnoliopsida; Proteales; Proteaceae
Exons: 5
Coding region: 488-1825 (445 amino acids)
Biological process (GO): lipid catabolic process
Source: RefSeq, a predicted model, not a curated record